AUGGAGCAUGAAUACUUGGCUGCUUAUCAUGAUGCUUCCGAUGAGCCGACAUCCGAAGUGUUGGAAUUGGAUGAAGGAGUUGAGACGACAAAUAUAGACGAGUGGAGGAGAUUGAUCUGGAACGAGAUCGAGGAUUUCGCGGUGAGUGUCCUGUCUUUGCGUCUUGGAAGUAGCUACUGA
Molecule: messenger RNA, 180 nt
Organism: Haemonchus placei
Lineage: Eukaryota; Metazoa; Nematoda; Chromadorea; Rhabditida; Trichostrongylidae
Source: the annotation of a GenBank genome assembly